Harmonia axyridis is the source of this 1707-nucleotide messenger RNA. RefSeq lists its product as uncharacterized. Bases 254 to 1648 code for a protein of 464 amino acids. The record is from RefSeq and is a predicted model, not a curated record. Lineage: Eukaryota; Metazoa; Arthropoda; Insecta; Coleoptera; Coccinellidae. The transcript has 8 exons.
ACCAAAUUCUAGUACCGGUGUCGGUACAGUUAUUCUCAACAAGUAGACGAAUCGACAAGCAGGUAUUACAGUCCACGUCUAAGAGCACCUGAAGUUCACGGGGAAGCUCCGUCUGUCUCUUCGUCGACGUCUAGUCGCAUCUAGAAAAAUUGCCGUUUCUUCUGACAUGUAAAUGUGAUAGUGAUUCGAGUGGUGUUGAUUGUUCCAGAAGACUGUUCUUUUACCUAAGUAAACAGAAUAUAACUGAUACCAAAUGGAAGCCAAAUUACUGCUGAUCGUUUCUCUUGCUCUGACAUCACAAUGUCCACAAAUUCACGCAGAAGACCAUGCCAGCGAAGACUUCGGCCAGUUUGCAGAAUUAGCUGCAGAAUUGUUCCAAUCGCAAGGCGCUCAAGGACUGGGAUCCAUGGUACAAGGGCUGAUGGGUAGUGCCAUAACUGGAGUCUUAUCAGGCGAUGGUGAAGGUGGUGGACAAGGUGUAGGCAAUUUAGGACGAGUUCUUCAAGGUAUAGGUAACAUGGUUGGUCCAAACGCUAAAGGUAUCGAUACUGAAGUUAUAUCCGGCAUAGUAGGAAUGAUUGGCAGUUCCUUGGAUCCUCAGAAGAGAGAUGAAACUGGAAUUGACAUGUUCACGGUACUAUCGACUGUUGGAGGAGUUCUCAGCAAACCUGGAAAUGCGGAGAAACUGGAACAGUUCACUGCUUAUAUGCCAUUGAUGAUGGACUUCCUAAACUCUGUUUAUGGUCCAGAAGCUAAACAGAGAGAGAAAAGACAUGCUGACCACUCUUGGGCGAUGCCGCCAUUAUUAGAAAGAUUCCACAUACUAGCAGAUCAUUUCAUGAACUCUGAUUUUGGAAAGAAAAUUAUGGAAACACUAGGAGCAGAAAAAAUAAUCAAGAUUUUCUCUGACGAAUCCGGGAAAUUCAGCUAUGAUAAAUUUGUGGAAUUGAUGGAAAAUCACUCCUUCCGAAGGCACUGGAUUCAUAUGGUUACCUUGAGGAUAGGCAAAUUUGUGGAAUAUUAUUCGGAUCCUAAAAUUUAUGAAAAGUAUAUAACUGGUAUCGAAAUAUUCAUCAAUGGCUACCUCAGUAGUCAAGGUUAUCCAAAAUCAGUGCUCUUCCAAGCUGAUACUCCUGUGAAAAGCUUAGCAGCUCUUGCAGACUUUAUGUUUGAAAAAUACUUAAAUACAAAAAUCGACUCGAAGCAGUAUAUGAUGCCGAUUGUUUCAUAUAUUACGCACGUCGUCAAUAUGAUCAAAGAGAAGGGUCGAUCUAGAGGAGGUACCGAAGGCAUCUCAGCAAAAUUAGCAGAUUCAAUCAAUUUGGAAAUCAUCGAACCAAUAGCUCGUGUGAACCGAGCUUAUAGGUUUUUGAAGAAAAAUUCUAAAUGUGAUAAAUAUGUGUUAUGUUUGGUGAACCAGAAGGAUUUGAGAACAGACACAAUACCAGGUCUUAAAAUGUUGCUGAGCAAAGCUACAAGCUUUGUUGCUAGUUGGGCUCUAAGUUCACUCUCCGAGUCAUCGAUGUUGGAAUAUUUCAACCUCAUUAUGUACGAACAGCAAUGUCAGAAAUAUUUCAAACCAGAAUGUAGUGAUUACCAUGAUGAGGAAGUGAAAGUAACGACUGAAUAUAUUCAUAAUGAACUUUAGGUUAAGAAGAUGUAAUUAAUAUUUAUAAUGUAAAAUAUCAAUAAAAGUCAAUCAAAUAA